AGAUAGUUCUUCUCUUCAUGUAAAACAAACUCCAUACUUAUCACCUCUCGUAACCUAUUAGUCUAGGAUUUGCUACUAACAAAAAGAUAAACAUCAUCAUCCCUAAAUUUACGCUAGUAAUCGUAACCGUAUUCUGAACAGCCUUAUCAUCCUCCUUCCAUAUAAAUAAUAGUACAAAACCCUAAUACAACAUUUUUUUCAAAACCCUCGUACACUCACAAAACACCACCAGGAGCCGUGCAUAAGAAACCGCAGGAAAACCUCGAGCGCCGAAUCGAAGUGGAUUUCUACCUACUUUCGGUUACACCGAAACACCAUUAAACAUCACCGGAUUCUACCGUAAGGACUACCGUCUUCAAGCCCUCGCCUUCCUCUUUACACCCGGUCUGUUAGCACUAGGAGCCGAGCUUGAACAAAGAGUGCGUAGAGCGUGAGGAUACGUACUAGUGUUUACGUGUGCUGUUGGUGAUACUAAGCUUGUUAAGAUGGAGGACCACCCAAUGUACCCCUACAACCUAAGGAUGGGACAACAUGAGGACAUACCUCCCUAUGUAGAAAGAGUAAAAGAAUGUUGUGAAGAAUGGGGAGAUCUCCUAGGAGACCUGAACAACUAUGACACACACGCUAGAAUAAUAGACAUCCUACUCAAAACCAUACCACGUUAUGAGCCUUGGAUCCCAAUUAUGGAAAUGUAUGAUGAUGUUCUCACAGAAGAAGGGGAGAUUCACCCAACCAAAUACAGAUAUGAGGGUCAAUGGUUCCUUACCAUUGAGUAUGUCUCGACGAGGUUGAUGGAGGCUUGGUCAAAGUGGGAACCUGAAGAUGAGAUGGGGGAAGUAAUCGAUGCGGAACCACCCGCGUUAGAGAAUGAAGGAAUAGGAGGUGAGAGAGAUGAAGUGGAAGAUGAUAUGCGAGUGGACCUCCAAAUAGAAGAAGACCCUGAAGAAGACCCUGAAGAAGAAGACCCCGAGGAAGAAGACCCCGAAGAAGAGUUUGACGAGUGAGAUUUUGAAAAGAGUUAGUAGUGGGGCUAUAUGGCCCCUCAUGGAAUAGAAGUAGUCGUAGGAAUGGUUUAUUUUGACCAAGGGUAUAUUUUCAUUU
Messenger RNA from Spinacia oleracea (spinach), 1101 nucleotides. RefSeq lists its product as uncharacterized. The transcript is spliced from 3 exons. NCBI's taxonomy places the organism in Eukaryota, Viridiplantae, Streptophyta, Magnoliopsida, Caryophyllales, Amaranthaceae. The record is from RefSeq and is a predicted model, not a curated record. The coding region runs from base 486 to 1004 and encodes 172 amino acids.